AGGCCGGGCGCUCGGUCGGUCGGCGGGAUGCGGCUGUCGGUGGCGGCCGCCAUCUCGCAUGGCCGCGUCUACCGGCGGCUCGGGCUCAGCCCGCGGUCGCGCCUGGACCUGCUGCGGAACUUGGUGACAGCGCUGGUGCGCUAUGAGCGCAUCGAGACGCCCUGGGCGCGGGCCGACGAGAUGCGCGGCUACGCCGAGCGGCUCAUCGACUACGCCAAGCGGGGGGACAAAGACGAGCGCGCCAUGCGCAUGGCGGAUUUCUGGCUGACCGAGAAGGACCUCGUCCACAAGCUGUUCAAGGUGCUGGCGCCCCGCUUCCAGCCGCACGCUGGCAGCUACACGCGGCUGCUGCAGAUCCCCAACCGGGACGGGCUGGACCGCGCUAAGAUGGCGGUGAUCGAGCUGAAGGGGAACCCGCUGCCGCCGCUCGUCCGCCCGCGCCGCGACUCCGACAGGACCCUGCUGAACCAGCUGCUCAAGGGGUACCGGCAGGACGCGCAGCGGGCCCGCGGCACCCCCGUCUAGGGCACCCCCGUGGCCCAGGGAAGGGAUGGUGUGUGAGGCAGGCAGGAGGGAUGGAGGGUGAUGGAAGUUGCCAUGGAGAGGGCUGCUGAGUUUCACCACUUCCUCCCGAUAGUUUGAAGAUGACACUCAGCAGGAGAAGGAAAUAAAGCUAGGAGCUGUGAUGAUCGGUAUUUUCUAUGUAAAUAAACUUUGUUUGGAAAGUC
This is a messenger RNA of Agelaius phoeniceus (red-winged blackbird), 728 nucleotides long. RefSeq names its product mitochondrial ribosomal protein L17 (gene MRPL17). Gene Ontology annotation, cellular component: mitochondrial large ribosomal subunit; ribosome. The record is from RefSeq and is a predicted model, not a curated record. Lineage: Eukaryota; Metazoa; Chordata; Aves; Passeriformes; Icteridae. Gene Ontology annotation, molecular function: structural constituent of ribosome. Gene Ontology annotation, biological process: translation.